AUGCAACCCGAACACCCACUGAACUGCAAAUCUUGCCGCCAGAUUCUACUCGACGGGCAUUUCGCCGGUCGCAUGGUUACAAGAAUGCACUGUCUCGAGAUCGCGAUGCCUGUUGGUGCAACCUUGCCGAGCACUCCACUGCUUGAGGUCCUGCGGGCCGUGAAAGAUGCCAACCGGUCCGCUGAGGAGGAGUCCUUCCAACAGAGAGCUAAGGUUGUUGAGUCGCUCCUGGCUGUGGUGGAGGCCGACGUGGACCCUGUGCUGCGGGCGACCGAGGUCGACGAGGAGAGAUCCGAUCCUACGAUCACUCCUGCAGAACCUGUUGGCGAGGCGGUUCGGAUUCGCGUGCACAGUGCCGUGCCACCUCUCCUGCCCUAG
Symbiodinium sp. CCMP2456 is the source of this 378-nucleotide messenger RNA. The record is from the annotation of a GenBank genome assembly. NCBI's taxonomy places the organism in Eukaryota, Dinophyceae, Suessiales, Symbiodiniaceae.